Zingiber officinale is the source of this 1222-nucleotide messenger RNA. Its product is annotated as aminoacyl tRNA synthase complex-interacting multifunctional protein 1. The record is from RefSeq and is a predicted model, not a curated record. Gene Ontology annotation, molecular function: tRNA binding. Bases 38 to 817 code for a protein of 259 amino acids. The transcript is spliced from 3 exons. NCBI's taxonomy places the organism in Eukaryota, Viridiplantae, Streptophyta, Magnoliopsida, Zingiberales, Zingiberaceae.
ACUCCACGCUGCUCGUAGCUGACGAACUUGUGCUCGAAUGGCCGCGACGAUCGCGAGGGGCGGCGCCGGGCUCUUCAUCUCCGCCUUCAACGCCCGCCUAGCCGGAAAAAAGAGGAUUUCCAGCGCCUCCGGCUUCCUCUCUAUCCUUCGUUCCCAUGGCAGUGCCACUAAUCGUUACUCCUUCCUCCGUUCCUCGCCCGCUGCAAGUGCAAGAGCAUACUCUUCGGAGCCACCCCAAUCGGUGGUCGGUGAGGUUGAAUCCUCAACAGUGGAGGAGGGAGAUCCUCCUAUUGACCCGCUGCGAGAGGCUGCAGAUACUCUUGACAUUCGGGUUGGGCGCAUCCUCAAAGCGUGGAGGCACCCCGAGGCCGAUUCCUUGUAUGUGGAGGAAGUGGACGUCGGUGAGUCCGAACCGAGGACCAUCUGUAGUGGUCUCGUCAACUACAUUCCGUUGGAGCAGCUCCAGGACACCAAAGUAGUUGUCCUUGCUAACCUGAAGCCUAGAAACAUGCGGGGUAUCAAAUCGAAUGGAAUGCUUAUGGCAGCUUCUGAUGAACCUCAUGAAAACGUCGAGCUUCUCAUACCCCCAGAAGGUUCAAUUCCUGGUGAAAGAAUUUGGUUUGGCUCUGAGGAGGACAAAGAUAAGCAACCUGAUGCUGCUAGUCCUAAUCAGGUCCAAAAGAAAAAGAUAUGGGAGGCUGUUCAGCCGCACCUAAAAACAACAAACGAUUGCUUGGCUGUUUUAGCUGCGAACCCUAUGAGAACAUCUGCGGGCGUGGUUGCAUGCAAGAGUCUAAAGAAUGCACGAAUAUCAUGACCUUGUUCCAGCCUCGGAAUCCAUCCAUCGAUGAGUAUGUGGUUAUUUAGUUCCUUGAGUUCGAUUUGCACCAAGAAUGUUCUGUAUUCGUUCUUUUGCUGGCAAGUCUGCAACUAUGAUGAUGCAUUAAGAAUCACUGAAGAAUGAUACUCUCGUGACUAGGCGAAGCUAUUAUGAUGAUAACAAUAAUAAUAAUCAUAACUUGCUGUCAACAUCUGCGCAUCAAGAUAUCAUAGGGUUCUUCUUCUUAUGACUUGCUCUUGGACUAGACGUACCCUGACCCUAGGAAUAAGUUUAUUCGUGUUUGGCUGGGUAUGCCCUAUAUGUUGGCCUGUGGUAUUUGACCUUGUUACGUUGGCUUAUUCAAACUUUAUUUUUAAUUAAGAAUUUACAAAUUAUUAUAAC